AUGGAUGCUGAUGAUGGUGCGGCGGUGCUUACAUGGCUCACACCUAGGACAGAGGACAACCCAGUGACACGCGUGGCGUUUGAAGUUGUCGAGAUUGUGGACGUCGCUGUAGUUGUGGUCGUGUCUGAACUUGUAGACGAAGUCAUCGCAGGAUCUAUUGUUGACGAUGUUGACGAUGAUGAAGUAGACGAAUCUGCCGACAAGUUACUUGAUGAGGAUGUCGUGACUGAUGAGACAAGCGGAAUCCCUAUUCUCGCCGUGAUUGCUGUCAACCCCGCUGCGGAUGUAGCCCCAGGAACUGAAGUGCUCGAGGUAUCAUCUUUAUCAUAA
Molecule: messenger RNA, 330 nt
Organism: Penicillium arizonense
Lineage: Eukaryota; Fungi; Ascomycota; Eurotiomycetes; Eurotiales; Aspergillaceae
Exons: 1
Coding region: 1-330 (109 amino acids)
Source: RefSeq, a predicted model, not a curated record